Halichondria panicea is the source of this 1478-nucleotide messenger RNA. RefSeq lists its product as uncharacterized. Bases 107 to 1348 code for a protein of 413 amino acids. NCBI's taxonomy places the organism in Eukaryota, Metazoa, Porifera, Demospongiae, Suberitida, Halichondriidae. Gene Ontology annotation, molecular function: protein binding. The record is from RefSeq and is a predicted model, not a curated record. The transcript has a single exon.
GCUAGCUGAAGUGCAGUGAUGAUUUGUGUUGACUAUAAAAGAAAAUGCUGCAGUUCUUAGUCGCACUAAACCAAGGACUAGCAAAACCUAAAAUAGUAAGAAAAUCAUGGGCAACAACUGCAGUAAUAAUCUAAAACAGCAAUCAGUGCUGAGUGUAUCCCAGCCUCGUCUUGUUGCAACAACAUCUCAACUAUUCCUCCAAGCAGCUCAUCAGCAGAGGCCUAAGAGUGACACAGACCUCUUCAGAAACAAGACCCCAACUACAACAUUACAUCGAUCACCACUGGUAUUGAUGAGACCAGCCAAAGGAAAAGAGACUAACUCAGAUACAGAUGCCUCCACACAACUCCUGAAGAGAACCACUUCAAUUCGUCGCACUGGAGGCUACAAAGCUCGCUCUGCAAGCCUCAGAAGACAACGCUCCAUUCUUAGACGGCGGGGCAACAUGAAAGGAAAAAGUCGAACAACGAUCAGAAGAACAAUCGAGCUAGAAUCAGAGCUCAAAAUGGCUCAAGAGCAGAAAGAACUUUGUGUCAUGGCAGCUAGAGGAGAUCUGCAAAGUGUGGAGGCCUUUAUUGACAGUGGAACGGAUGUGAACUCUGCAGAUGAGAACCAGCAAACAGUACUUCAUCAUGCUGCAAUGCACAGUAGGGACGAAGUAAUUAACUCUCUAAUCGAUCGAGGAGCUGACGUUAAUGCUACAGAUCUCAAGGGAGGUUUCAGUGCUCUACAUUGGGUGGUCAUCAAUGCUGAUCCGCAAACAGGCAACACUGAUCAUGUAAGCAAAUCCCUCAGGGCAUUGGUAAAUCGUGGCUGCAAAGUGAAUGGCACAGACUUCAACUUCGCUACAGCUCUCCACAUUGCUACCCAAAAAGGCAACAAGACGAGUAUCGAGACUCUAAUCAGACUGGGAGCUGACCCAGACAAGGUUGAUAUUACGGGUAGAAACUGCUACGACAUGGCUAAGAACCAACAGAUCAGAGACUUUAUGAAACGAUUGCAGCAGACACCUAAAGAAGACAAUCAUGUAUACCACAUACUGGAGGUUCAACCAGCUCAACCUCCACAGAGUUUGGGACCACGGGUGCAAAAGAGACGCAGCAAACCUGUGUCAGAGCACAUUUACCACAUCCUCGAGUCCUCUCCCCCACCCCAACGCCUUACACCUUCCCCACCUCCACAGAGCAGCUCCACUCCCCCACCACCCCCACCAAGGAGAAGACGUACACUGUACUCACACUACGACUUUGCUGACACACACAUCUACCACGUUCUUGAGGCUCCCCCUGCAACUAACAAACCAUCUUCUCCUGUACGAAGAAGGAAGACAAUUACCGGAAGAAAGUAAAACAAAUUUUAUUUGAACAAUUGACAUAAAACAGCUAUUUAUUAGACUAUACAAACAACUAUUGACAUGUAUGUUUCUGUUUGUCACCAAGCAACAAAUGCACUUGUAAUGAAAAAAUAAAUUUGAAUAA